ACAAUGCAUAUAUCUGCGUUGAAUGUAUAAGUAAAUGUGUACAGUGCAGCAAUUUAUUUAGUAUAUUCAGGGUCUGAUCAAACGUAAGCAAUUCAUUAUUGUUUUGAACGCUGAAUUGAGUUCAUUUUGAACAUUUUUCGUGUCGAUUCUGAUAAAAGUUGUUCAACGAAAAUGAAGAUUAUUCUGGUGAUGUUCUGUUCUGUAGCACUCUUUAGUGUGAUUAUGUCUCACUCUAGUUCCAGUUCAAGUUCCUCCAGCAGUGAUGGACAUGAAUGCCGUGAGACGGGCGAACAAUGCAACGAUGCCAAGGAGAAGUUUUGCUGCCCUUCAUUAAAGUGCAACAAUGAAAAAAGAUGCAUUCAGUGCGCACUUACCGGCCUGUCUUGUAACGCAAAUACACCUUGUUGUGACGACGAAGAUUCGUGCAGCGGUACUUGCUGCAGACCACUCAAUAAGGCCUGCAACGCAACUACUCCUUGCUGCGCCGGGCUUCAGUGCAACGGCGGUAUAUGCCAGAACUGCGCACCUACUGGUCAGUCUUGCACAGAAGCAACAGCUCCCAAUUGCUGUAGUGGGCUGUGCGGCAUCGAAUUCAAAAUAUGCUGCGAUGAUUCACUCCAACCUUGCGUUUUCGAACGUCCUGACUUAUGCUGUUCAUUGUGCUGUAGAAUAAGCCCGUCGGGACCUGUGUGUUGUUAACAUAUGUGCAAUUGUGCAUAUCCUCCUCUGUGUUGAAAUAUCUGCAGUAAAAUUUCGUUGAGAGAAAAUUUGAAAAAACUCAACAUAGAAAACAGUAAAAAUGAGUCUUUGCAUUAAAAGGAGUAUACAUAAAUGCGUUUUAAUUUCUAAAACUACCCAAAACCACUCACUAUGUUGGCUUGUAGACACAAACAACAAACUAAUAUUCUUAUGUUGUGAAUCGUAGAACGUGUCAGCUCAAAAUAAGGUAAACUAUUCUUCCAAAAUAUCAAAGUGUCUGACUUUUCCGUAAUUGGUAUCAUCUACCAGCACUUAAAGACGUGAUAUCUAUAUUCCAUCCAUAUUUUUGUCAAAUGAAUUAUGUUUUC
Molecule: messenger RNA, 1067 nt
Organism: Sitodiplosis mosellana (orange wheat blossom midge)
Lineage: Eukaryota; Metazoa; Arthropoda; Insecta; Diptera; Cecidomyiidae
Product: keratin-associated protein 5-1-like
Exons: 8
Coding region: 172-699 (175 amino acids)
Source: RefSeq, a predicted model, not a curated record